Molecule: messenger RNA, 3306 nt
Organism: Zingiber officinale
Lineage: Eukaryota; Viridiplantae; Streptophyta; Magnoliopsida; Zingiberales; Zingiberaceae
Exons: 9
Coding region: 19-3102 (1027 amino acids)
Source: RefSeq, a predicted model, not a curated record
GGAGUCGAGACAGAUGUCAUGGGCGCAGGUGGCGAUAUCCCCUCUCCGGCUCCGACGCCGAGACCUGCAGGCGCUCGCCUCUCUAAUACUUGGAAGAGCCCUCCUACUCCGGCGACGAUGUUUUCCCCUACCUCUGCCGCCGACCAAAAAGUAGUUAGUCUGUUUGACUGGUGGUUGUUUGAAGCAGAAAAACAUGUCGAUGGUAAAAGAUUGGCUGUAAGUGGAUUUACUAAGAGGCAACAAGCAGCUAGAAUCUUCUAUUCUGCACCCAUUGUGAAAAGAAAUGAUGCUUAUACUAUUGAGGCUGCAGAUGGGGUUAUAGUUUUACUUGAUGGCAUGAUAAACAAAUCACGCACGCAAGAUAAUGGUUUUCCUCUUGAGAUGUGCAAUCAUUUCUUGGUUGGAUUUCCAUAUGACUGGGAUCAUUAUAUUGGGGGUUAUUACAGGACGAGAGCAACUUGUAAUCCUGUAAAGUUAUCAUCUCAUAAUCAAAUCCCUGUAGAUUCAACUUACAGUGCAGGGAAAACAUUACCAGUUCAUCUUGAAGAAUUUUCAUUUGGUAGAGUGCGGAAUUUCUUGAGCUCCGCUGGGAACAAAGUGACAGAUAGCUUUAUUGCCCUUCAAAAAAUUGUUAGCAGUAGAAUGGAUCCGGAAAUGCAAAAAUUUGUAUCAUCGCCAGUGGAUGAACUUAGUAAGCAUGUGGACAAAAAUGAUGGAACAAUGGUUGGUUCUGAUCCAUCAUUCAAGAUGUAUGCUAAGGGUACAGCAACUUGUCAUAAACAAGUUGCAUUCUCUAGCUUGAAUGAAAAUAAUGCAUUCCCAUUGACUAUGAGCACCCGGGCUACAAGUGGCAUGCAGAAAAAGCCAUCAGUGAUCAACUUACAUGAGAUGAAGACAGACAAUCAUUUAGUUCCCAUCCUCAACCUUGAAGAAAAUAUUCGAACACAAGAUUCUGUGUACCUAAAUGAAGAUCCUGAAGGCCACACUAACUCUACUGGAAAUGCCAAUAUUCUGAGCAAUCCAUCGUCAAAAUCUUUAGAAAUUUCAAAUCUCAGUCACAGUGAGAAAAUACCAGAUAGUGUAGCAGAAAUACUACCUUGUUCCAGUAAAUCAGCAUUAGAAACUAUAAGUUCAUCAGAUUGUUUGUUUUCUCCUAUGGAUUUGAAGGAUGAGAAUGUAACUUCAAUGAAGGGAAUACAUUUUGCAAGUUUAAAAAAUUCUGUUCAUUCUGAAAUCGUGGAAUCCAAGAAGGCUAAAGCCUACCAAGAAGAUAAUGAAAAUGAUGGAAUAAUGGUUGGUUCUGUUCCAUCAUUCAAGACUUUUGCUGAGGGCACAACAAAUUGUCAUAAACAAGUUGCAUUCUCUAGUUUGAAUGAAAAUAAUGCAUUCCCAUUGACUAUGAGCACCCAGGAUACAAGUGACAUGCAGAACAAACCAUCAGUGAUCAACUUACAUGAGAUGAAGAUAGACAAUCAUUUAGUUCCCAUCCUCAACCUUGAAGAAAAUAUUCACACAAAAGAUUCUGUGUACCUAAAUGAAGAUGCUGAAGGCUACAAUAACUCUGGAAAUGUCAAUAUUCUGAGCAAUCCAUCGUCAAAAUCUUUAGAUUUUUCAAAUCUCAAUCACAGUGAGAAAAUGCCAGAUAGUGUAGCAGCAAUACUACCUUGUUCCAGUAAAUCAGCAUUAGAAACUAUAGGUUCAUCAGAUUGUUUGUUUUCUCCUAUGGAUUUGAAGGAUGAGAAUGUAACUUCAAUUAAGGGAAUAAAUUUUGCAAGUUUAAAAAAUUCUGUUCAUUCUGAUAUCUUGGAAUCCAAGAAGGCUAAAACCUACAAAGAAGAUAAUGUUAGAAGAGGAAAUGUGAAAGGUGAGCUAGGAUGCAUUGCUUUUUCCAAAAUGCUUAACAAGCUGUGCUCAGGAAAUGCAGAAAAAUCUACAAGAGAUGAGAUAAAUGAGCUGUGCCGUAGUAUCUCUGAAAAGAUUAAGAGUUGCAGUAUUCCUUCCGGGAGUCCUGCUCCUCAGAAGUCUUAUUUAAUUGAUAAUGAUCUUGCCAGAGGAUUUGUGGUUGAUAUUUGCUCAGAAAAGGAACCUUUUGUUGAGUCUACUGAAAAACAAGAAAGGCAGGAAGAUCUAAAUCAGAUGCACAACCAGGACUGUACCAAACUCAUUGCCCCGGAACAUUAUAAGCAUUGUUUUGCAUCAACUGAAUCUCUAGAUGUGGAUGACUUAGGAGGUGAAAGUACAUCCCUAAAAGAAAAUUUAUCGACUAUCCAGGGUCCUGAGUAUCUAAUCCUGGAUGGCAUUUGUACAAGAAGUGGGCGUGUACUUAGCUCACCUACUGUCUUUUCCCUGCUGUCAGGCACAAAAGUCAAAACAGUAUCUUCUUACAAGAUGAAAGUCAAAAGAGUCUUAAAGAAAAAAAAUGUUGCAACUUCUUCAAUGGAUACACCAAAUUACAAAUCAGAUAUCUCCAAGGAGGAAAAGCUUGCAUCUACAUAUGAAGACCGUGGCUCAAUGCAUAAGCCUCCUUUGGAUCUUGCAAAUACGUCUGAGAUUUGCAAUUUUGACUCUUUCAAAGAGAAGUUGAAUGCUAGUCGUGUGAAAUACAGUCAGAACUUAUCAUCUUUACCCAGUGAUGAUAUGAUCAAUGAAUUGAAAGUUAAAACUGGAUUUGCCAUUGGUCAUGUUGGUAUGGAAAACAGCAGUCAGGAAAAUUGUUCUACUUUCAUGAAAUGCGCAGUUCCGUUGGAUAAUGCUGCCAAGGUAAAGGAACCUGAUGUUUCAAAAGCAGAGGGAUGCAACAAAAAUACGAGAUUGCAAAUGUCUAGGAGGAAGAAAAUGUCGAGCCAAAGCACCUAUGUACACCAAUCUCCACUUACUAGGGAAAAGGCUAAAAAACUUGCAUUGGGCUUACCAGAAAUUCUCAACUUAAAAAGAUCCAGAUCAGGCCGCUUGAUCGUACCUCAGCUGGACAAUGGGUGUCAGCAGAUUGUCUAUAAUGCGGAUGGUACAAUCAAUGGCAUAAAGGGUGUUGAUAUGUUGUGUUCUCGUGAAGGAAUCAAAUCGGCACCGCCAAAAAGGCGAAAAAUUGUCACUAAGAGUUAGCAGGCGUGAUGGCUAAUGGACUUGUACUUGGAAGUUAGUUGUUUGUAUCUUGACUCGUUUUUGUACAUUGUUACUUGAGGGUUGGUUUUCCCUCUGUUUGACCCUUUUGAUGCAUGUAAAUGUAAAUUAUAAUCUUUUUUUUUCUUUAAGAAGAUUACAUUACUAAAAAAUUAUAACAUGCUACACCAUUAUCCAUGAUCAGUU